Messenger RNA from Conger conger (European conger), 3262 nucleotides. Its product is annotated as homeodomain-interacting protein kinase 3-like. Gene Ontology annotation, molecular function: protein tyrosine kinase activity; protein serine/threonine kinase activity; ATP binding. NCBI's taxonomy places the organism in Eukaryota, Metazoa, Chordata, Actinopteri, Anguilliformes, Congridae. The transcript is spliced from 15 exons. The record is from RefSeq and is a predicted model, not a curated record. The coding region runs from base 224 to 3064 and encodes 946 amino acids. Gene Ontology annotation, cellular component: cytoplasm; PML body; nucleus. Gene Ontology annotation, biological process: peptidyl-threonine phosphorylation; peptidyl-serine phosphorylation.
UCCACUCAGCCCAGGGAGAGACAUGUUAGAGACCAGCUAGAACAGAGAUCAGCUGGGAUACGGGGGCAAUGGGUGCCUCUUCUAAAUGGGGAAAAUGGGCUUCAUAGCCCCCACACCCAACAGAAAAGCCAUCUUUCCAGAAACGAGAACUCGUUAACAACGUUGCUGGAUUGGUAUUGUCCCGUUGAAAGGACAAGAUGGCAGCACUACAUACAUACGGAGCAUGGUGUGGGUACAAUAUAACUCCAGAACAUGUUCACAGAAGCCCUGGGUUAUAUCACUUGUGACUAUCUGUGAAGGUAUGGCCUCACAAGUCCUGGUCUACCCACCACAUGUGUAUCAAGCCCAGACAAGUGCCUUUUGUAGUGUGAAGAAGCUGAAAGUUGAGCCCGGCGGCUGCGCUUCCCGUGAGAGGGCCUUCCCGCAGGUGUGUUUGAGUGGCGGCCCCCUGGCUGUGGCAGACCCCAGGAGCGUCGCUCGCUCGUUUCCCACGGCGGACGCGGCCGGCGGCAGACCCCUCGGGGGGAGGGACUUUGCGUUGCAGGCGGUGGCACUGAGAGGCGAGCGUCGGCAGCAGCCCGGGACGGUCGAGCAGCCGCAGCCCCAGGAGGGGGGCGUCCCCGGGCGGGGCAGGGGGCAGCAGCCGGGCCUGGGGGGAGGGGGCGGUGGAGGGGACGGAGGGCAGGAGGCGGAGGAGCGGGACGGUGGAGGUUUGAACUCGCCCGACGGCCUCCGGCGAUGCGGACUGAAGCGUAAGAGCGAGGAGCUGGAGACCCGCCAGAGCGCCAUGCAGGUCCUGGAGGAGCGGCCCGUGCUGCAGACGCAUGUGGGGAACGCGGGGGCGGGAGGGGCCCCCUCCAAGCAGGCCGGGGCCGGGGACGGGGACUACCAGCUGGUGCAGCACGAGGUGCUGUGCUCCAUGAAGAACACCUACGAGGUGUUGGACUUCCUGGGCCGGGGGACCUUCGGGCAGGUGGUGAAGUGCUGGAAGCGGGGCACCAGCGAGGUGGUGGCCGUCAAGAUCCUGAAGAAGCACCCGUCGUACGCGCGGCAGGGCCAGAUCGAGGUGGGCAUCCUGGCCCGUCUGAGCAGCGAGAACGCCGAGGAGAACAACCUGGUGCGCGCGUUCGAGUGCUUCCAGCACCGCAACCACACCUGCCUGGUGUUCGAGAUGCUGGAGCAGAACCUGUACGACUUCCUCAAGCAGAACAAGUUCAGCCCGCUGCCGCUCAAGGUGAUCCGGCCCAUCCUGCAGCAGGUGGCCACCGCGCUGAAGAAGCUGAAGAGCCUGGGGCUCAUCCACGCCGACCUCAAGCCCGAGAACAUCAUGCUGGUGGACCCCGCCCGCCAGCCCUACAGGGUCAAGGUCAUCGACUUUGGCUCAGCCAGCCACGUGUCCAAGGCCGUGUGCUCCACCUACCUGCAGUCACGCUACUACAGGGCCCCAGAGGUCAUUCUAGGGCUGGCCUUUUGUGAAGCCAUAGACGUGUGGUCCCUGGGCUGUGUGAUCGCUGAGCUGUUCCUGGGCUGGCCGCUCUACCCUGGUGCUCUGGAGUACGAUCAGAUUCGCUACAUCUCUCAGACUCAGGGGUUGCCGGGUGAGCAGCUGCUGAACGUGGGGACGAAGACGUCUCGCUUCUUCUGCAGGGAGUCGGACUCUCCGUAUGCAGCCUGGAGGCUGAAGACGGCGGAGGAGCACGAGGCAGAGACGGGCAUGAAGUCAAAAGAGGCCAGGAAGUACAUCUUCAGCUGUUUGGAUGACAUAGCGCACGUGAAUCUGGUGAUGAAUCUGGAAGGCAGUGACUCGUUGGUGGAGAAGGCGGACCGCAGAGAGUUUGUGUCUUUGCUGAAGACCAUGUUGUUGAUCGAUGCCGAGAAGAGGAUCGCCCCAGCCGAGGCCCUGAAGCACCCCUUCGUCACCAUGCAGCACCUCCUCGACUUCCCCCACAGCAACCAUGUGAAAUCAUGUUUCCACAUCAUGGACGUGUGCAGGCCGCACCCCAACGCCUACGACUCCAUGAACCGCAAUAAGACCCCCUUCAUGAGACCGGUCACCUCCAGCAACGCUGCAAACCUGACCGCGGCUUUCAAUAAGAUGGGCCCCGUGCACACUCAGGCUUUAGCUCCACCCCCUCCCUCCGUGAUGCAUCCUGGGAUGCCGCUGCAGACAGGAGGCGCUCAGUUCGGGUGCAACGACUCCUUUCAGCAAGCGCUCAUCCUCUGUCCCACCACCCUUCAAGGAAUGCCGCCCAACCCAAACAAACAGGCGGGCUUCCCGGUUCUGAUGGACCAGGCUCCCCCCUUGCAGCCCUUACAGAUCCGCACAGGGGUCAUCACACAGACGUGGUCCAAUCGGGCGCAGCAGAUCCUGGUCCCCGCCUGGCAGCAGGUGCCCACGGUGCCGCCCGCGGCGACCACGCUGGCCUCGGAUGCUGUGGCGGGCCCACAGCGACUGGGGGACUGGGGGAAAGUGCGUCCCCACGGCAACCGUUAUGGCUCCAUGUUGCCCCAACCUCUUCUAACCAACCAAAUGGCCGUGUCCGCCCACCAGCCAAUCAGCAUAGGCCUCGCACACAUGGUGUGGCCCCAGUCUGCUGCUAACCAGAGGAACAUGCCCUGUGUGGACAGGAGUAACGGGUUGGGGCCCCGCCCCAGUGCCCAGCCCUCGGCCUGCCCCUCCCCGAAGAGCUGGGGCCCCCGGAGGAGCUGCGAGGGGGAGGAGGGGGGCGGGCCGGGGGCGGAGCCGGCCCUCGGCGUGGGGGCGGAGCCCGAGGCGUCGAGGUGCUGCAGGGCGGGGCGUGCCCCUGGCGAGCCCGCCCUCUCCCGAAAACAGCGGCGGAGACGGGGGCGGGCCGGCCGGGGGGGCCGGCGGCCGCAGGGGGAGCUGCUCAUGGCUGAUUCGCCGAGCCCUGUCGUCAGCGUCAUCACCAUCAGCACCACGGACAAGGACACGGCCCAGAGGCACGCGCUGGGGGAGUGCGGGGGUACCCGGGGUGUGAGGCGUGUGGAGGGGCUCUCUCCAUGGAGCGUGUCAGCUCCCUCAGCAGCCCCGACAGCACUCUGAGCACCAGCUCCUCCACCUCCGGCCCCUCCAGCCCCUCCCCCUGCAAGAGGCCCAACAGCCUGACAGACGAGGAGCAGGAGAGUGGCUGUGACACGGUGGGAGGCUCGCCCGCCUCGGACUCCUCUGGCUCCCCCCUGCGGGGGCGGGAACCAGAACCGUUCGGCCCCGGGGCAGCGGCCGACGAGGCGCCAAACCGCC